Lycium barbarum (goji berry) is the source of this 2422-nucleotide messenger RNA. RefSeq lists its product as uncharacterized. The transcript is spliced from 2 exons. The record is from RefSeq and is a predicted model, not a curated record. Bases 1275 to 2162 code for a protein of 295 amino acids. NCBI's taxonomy places the organism in Eukaryota, Viridiplantae, Streptophyta, Magnoliopsida, Solanales, Solanaceae.
AUCACCUGCAACAUCCUCAUUCAAAUUUAGUGAAAAUGAUGAUAAGUUAGGAGAUGAUACUAGAGGUGAAUCAGGAGUAGGAGUCUAAGACUCCGAUGAUAUAUAAGAAGAGCCUUGCUUUCGAACUUUUUUACUUCCAGCAUCGACAUCUUUAAACUUCUCAAAAUCCUUCAUCAUAUCCCACACAUGAUUAAAUUUAAAACCUUUUUUGUGGUCCGGAUCUUGCAUAAGUAAACAUUUUGCUUGAUUAAUCUGCAAUAUUUUAGAAAAACAAUUGAAGGGAAACUGUAAGUAAAUACAUACAAAUAAAGUAUAAAAUUUUACAAAAUAAAUACUCAUAAUAUCUUUAUCUGAAGCAUCACUAGGAUGCAAAUUUUCAACUUGACGUACACAACCAUUUAAUUUUCUUAUAGCCUUCUCAAUAACUUUCAUUCCAACGAUCUUUUGUUGCGAUACUCCCAACACUCAUCCUUUGCACUAUUGCACCCAUCUUCCACUCGACCCCAAAAAUUAUCUCUAGAUUGAUUUAUACCCGUUAUUGGAUCUUGAGAUACAUCUAAAUAAACUUGGUAUAAUUCCAUAUCUUCAUUGGUAGAGUAUCCUGUAGAUCGGGUAGACAUUUUUUGUAAGUGAAUAGAUGAAAAGUGGAUUAUAUGGUUAAAGAAAAACUAAAGCCAAUUUCGUAUGAAUGGGUAUUUUGGGACUUGACUAUAUGUAGAUAAAAGUAGAGCCAAACUAGGAUAGAUUUCAUCUUGAUCUGAACUGUUGAAUGGAUUUCAUCCUAAUCUCAACCGUCGGAUGGAUUUCAUCCUUAUCUCAACCGGAUAAUAAUAGGAUAUAUUUCAUCUUGAUCUCAACCGUUGAAUGGAUUUCAUCCUAAUUUCAACCGUCGGAUGGAUUUCAUCCUUAUCUCAGCCGGAUAAUAAUAGGAUAGAUUUCAUCUUAAUCUCUACCGUUGAAUGGAUUUCAUCCUAAUCUCAACCGUCGAAUGGAUUUCAUCCUUAUCUCAACCGGAUAAUAAUAGGAUAGAUUUCAUGUUGAUCUCAACCGUUGAAUGGAUUUCAUCCUAAUCUCAACCGUCGGAUGGAUUUCAUCCUUAUCUCAACCGGAUAAUAAUAUGAUAGAUUUCAUCUUGAUCUCAACAGUUGAAUGGAUUUCAUCCUAAUCUCAACCGUCAGAUGGAUUUCAUCCUUAUCUCAACCGGAUAAUAAUAGGAUUUCAUCCUAAUCUAUAAAUAUGAACAUCAUUUAGAUAAUCCACGCUAUAAUGAUGGUAUGUUUCGUCGUCGAUAUCGGAUGUCCCGGAAUUUGUUUCUUCGUGUUGUUGAUGCAAUUAAAGCUCAUGAUACGUACUUCGAACAACAUGCUGAUGCGAUGGGUAGAUUUGGUUUAUCUAUUGUACAAAAAAUCACAGUUGUGUUUAGAAUGUUGGCAUACGGCUUGCCAGCGGAUGCCACUGACGAAUAUGUGAAAAUUGGAGAGUCAACUGCAAUUGAAAGCAUGAAGAGAUUUUGUCGAGCUAUCGUAGAGGUUUUUGGCCAGCAGUAUCUGAGAUCACCAACAGCUAACGGUGUUGCAAGGCUUCUUCACAUCGGUGAGCAACGUGGUUUUCCAGGAAUGCUAGGUAGUCUAGAUUGCAUGCAUUGGAGAUGGAAAAAUUGUCCAACAGCAUGGGCUGGACAAUAUGCAGGUCGUAGUGGAUCUCCAACAAUAAUUCUUGAAGCUGUAGCUGAUUAUGACCUUUGGAUAUGGCAUGCAUAUUUUGGUAUGCCCGGCACCAAUAAUGACAUUAAUGUUUUAGAAUCGUCACAUCUGUUUUCCAAUCUUGCUAAAGGUAUUGCUCCUCCCGCCCGUUAUGUUAUUCAAGGAAACAAAUAUGAUGUGGGUUAUUAUUUAUCUGACAGUAUAUAUCCAAAAUGGUCUACAAUUGUGCAAACCAUUCAAGAGCCACAAUCUCAAAAGAAGAAAUAUUUCGCGACGAAACAAGAAUCAUGUCGAAAAGAUGUUGAACGUGCAUUCAGAGUUUUGCAAUCUUGUUUUGCAAUUAUUGCAGGGCUGUCGCGUUUUUGGAGAAAAGAAGUGCUACAUGAUAUAUUAACAUCGUGUAUUAUACUGCACAACAUGAUAAUCGAGGAUGAGCGUGAUCUUAAUGCACCAAUUUAAGAUGCUUGGGAAGGUCCAACUCCAACAGUAGAAAUGGUAGUAAAUGAAAAUUAUCGAUUUGAACAAUUUUUAGCUCGACACAAAAAAAUUAAGAACAAAGAUGCUCGUUUUGCACUUCGUAAUGCAUUAGUAGAGCAUUUAUGGGAGCAACGUACUAAUCAUGGAAGUUGAAUAUUUAUGUAGAAAUUAAAAUAAAUUCUACCUUAAUGUAAUAGCAUUUAUUUAAUUAUAUUUUAUCAAUGAUUUCACUUUUAUUUGAA